Molecule: messenger RNA, 1750 nt
Organism: Gastrolobium bilobum
Lineage: Eukaryota; Viridiplantae; Streptophyta; Magnoliopsida; Fabales; Fabaceae
Exons: 5
Coding region: 198-1325 (375 amino acids)
Biological process (GO): regulation of DNA-templated transcription
Molecular function (GO): DNA-binding transcription factor activity
Source: RefSeq, a predicted model, not a curated record
UUAAGGAAGGGUAAUACUUGUCAUGGUUAUACAAUCAAGCCCUAGCUUCAACGAGAAGACAGAGAGAAGAGGAAGGUUGUUGAAGAAAUCAACCCACGACUAGGAAAGAGAGAAACUCUGCUUUAAUUUCAAGCCCCUUUACCAUUGCAUUUUGGGAUCUCGAAUCUCCAAUCUGCAAAGGUGUUGAUUCUACUUCUAUGGCAAAUUCAAAGGGCUCAUCGGGUAUAAGAAAUUUGAUGUGUCCUGGAAAGCAUGCUCUACUUCCUCCCAAAAGCCCAUUUCCUAGUGUUUCGCAAGCAUAUGCUGAUUAUGUCCCAAAUCCUACUCUUGGUUCAAAGGCUGCUAACAAACCUAGAGAGGGAAAGACACACCACCACCGUACAUCAUCUGAGAACCUUGUCUUGGAGGAGCAGCCUUCAUGGAUUGAUGAUCUACUUAAUGAGCCUGAGACACCUGUCCGAAGGGGUGGUCAUCGGCGUUCAUCAAGUGAUUCUUUCGCAUACAUAGACACAGUUAAUGUGUCUAACAUCAGUUAUGCAGAUCAAGAUGAGUAUAAAUAUAAGAAUUUGGCAUCUGUUUCAUCAUGGUCAUCGCAAGAUUUUGACCACAACAAAGAUGCUUGUCAUAUGCACAUGUAUCCAGAAAUGAACUCAGCAAAGCAGAAUAGGGCAUGGGACUCUUUUUCAAAUGCUGUAAGAAAUCUAGGUGGUGUUCCCUCUGGCAAAGAUAAUGUUGCUUUUCAGAGUUCAGGAUCACCAUGUACACCACAUGAAGCAGAUGGGCUUCUGCCAACUGCAAAUGAAAAGCAUGAUUCUGUAGAAUCUGGCCUACAGGAUGCAAAAUCAUCUUCUGAAAGAAAUGAUGGUUCACAUGCAAAGUCAUCUGCUUCUGAAACAGAUACAAAACGUGCUAAACAGCAAUUUGCUCAACGUUCACGGGUACGUAAACUUCAAUACAUAGCUGAGCUGGAAAGAAAUGUACAAGCUUUACAGGCAGAAGGGUCUGGAGUCUCAGCUGAGCUUGAAUUUCUUAACCAGCAGAAUCUUAUCCUGAGUAUGGAGAAUAAAGCACUCAAGCAACGUUUAGAAAGUUUAGCACAGGAGCAGCUUAUCAAAUAUUUGGAGCAGGAAGUACUGGAAAGAGAGAUUGGAAGAAUACGUGCAUUGUUUCAACAGCAGCAGACACAUCAGCCGCAACAACAACCAUCUGCUAGUCAUAGACGUACCAAAAGCAGAGACCUUGAAUCUCAGUUUGCAAACCUUUCUCUGAAACACAAGGGCACCAAUUCAGGUCAUGACCCUGCAACUGGAGCUCUCAGAAUUUAGAUAUUGCAGUAGCUGAAGCCUUGUUCUGGCUCUACAUUCAACUGGUGUUGAAACCACCUGUGAUGGAAUUGUUUACUUCCCAUUUGCGGGACUGUGCAGAGAUUUCCAGCAUAUGUCCUCUCUCUGCCAGCUCUUUGCUGAUUUCAGUCUUUUCUGUUUUCUAUUUACUUAAAUUAUUACCAUUUAAUGUGCACCUGGUGGUCAUUGCUGAAAUCAUAUUCUAUUUCAGUCAUUUGACCUACCGGAGGUGUUAACUCAUCAGUUUCUAAGCUUUCACCCCCAACUGUAUUUUCAAUGAUUAUGUAACUCUAUACCCCUCUUGUGAAUCACCAUUAUUGUGGAAUUUGGCCCAGUGCAAAUAGAAAAUGUCUCAGGGCUGUUUGAAUGUGCAUUAUUUGUAUGGAUUAUGUUUAAGUUAAUGUUUU